GAUUCAGCGGCAGCGGCGGCCAGGGGCAGGAUGCUGCGCGCGGGCCCCGCCUAGGGGCGCCGGGCCGGGCGGGUCGGGGGAGCCAAGAUGGAAGAGACCCUGCGCAAGCUGCACAAGGAGGCGUCGGGCAACAAGCACAAAGCCAUCAAGGAGAGCUGCGCCUGGGCCGUGGAAAUAUUGGAAUCUCCUGAUGCCAUUACCAAAAUCCCUCCGUACCAGUUGAGGGAAAAAUGCCUCCUUCCACUCCAGCUUGCUUUGGAAUCAAAGAACGUGAAGUUAGCCCAACAUGCCCUAGCAGGGAUGCAGAAGCUGCUGUCUGAUGACAGAUUUGUAUCCGUGGAAACAGACUCAGAUGAGAAGCAGUUGCUUAAUCAGAUGCUGAAUGCUGUCAAAGUGACUCCUUCACUCAACGAGGACCUGCAGGUAGAAGUGAUGAAGGUUUUGCUCUGCAUAACAUACACCUCUACCUUUGAGCUGAAUGGAAGUUCAGUACUGAAGAUUGCUGAGGUUUGCAUUGAAACAUAUGUGUCUAGCUGUCACCAGCGGAGUAUUAACACUGCUGUGCGCGCAACCCUCAGCCAAAUGUUGAGUGACCUGACUUUACAGCUCCGGCAAAAGCAAAAGAACACACAGGUAACUGAAAAUCACGAAGUUCUGCAGGAGUUCAUGAGUCAAGGUUCUACAGUAGAGUCCCUUUCUGAUGAUGUUGUGUCAGUCCUCACUGUGCUCUGCGAGAAACUCCAAGCUGUCAUAAAUGAGAAUCAGCAACUGCAGCUCCUGUACCUUGAAUGCAUUCUCUCCAUGUUAAAUAGUUCAUCUCCCAGCAUGCACCACCACAGAGGAUUUACUGACCUCAUUUGGAAGCAACUGUGUCCAGCCCUCAUAGUUAUACUGGGUAAUCCAGUCCAUGACAAAACAAUUACUUCUGCUCACAGUAGCAUCAGUCUUGAGACUGAUUCACCUUCCUCUGGGGUCUCAGAUCAUGGCCGGGGAUCUGGUUGCUCUUCCACAGCCCCUGCGCUCAGUGGACCUGUUGCCCGGACCAUUUACUACAUUGCAGCAGAGCUGGUUCGACUGGUAGGGUCAGUGGAAUCCAUGAAACCUGUGCUACAGUCUCUUUAUCACCGUAUGUUACUUUAUCCUCCACCACAGCACCGGGUGGAAGCCAUUAAGAUCAUGAAAGAGAUAGUAGGUAGUCCUCGGCGCCUCUGCGAUUUAGCAGGGCCCUGCUCUUCUGAGCCAGACUCCAGAAAGAGAUCCAUCUCAAAAAGGAAGUCACAUCUGGAUCUUCUCAAACUGAUCAUGGAUGGGAUGACUGAAGCUUGCAUUAAAGGAGGUAUUGAAGCAUGUUAUGCCUCUGUGUCUUGUGUCUGUGCCUUCCUUGGAGCAUUAGAUGAGCUAAGCCAAGGGAAAGGCCUUAAUGAGGAGCAAGUCCACUUACUGCUUCGUCGCCUGGAAGAACUGAGGGAUGGAACUGAGACAAGCCGUGACUCCAUGGAAAUCAACGAUGCUGACUUUAGGUGGCAAAGACGCAUUCUGUCGUCAGAACACACACCCUGGGAAUCAGGAAAUGAGAAAAGCCCUGAUAUCAGCAUUAGUGUUACCACAGAUACUGGUCAGACUACUUUGGAGGGGGAUAUGGGGCAGACGACCCCAGAGGAUAAUCCUGAAAGCCAAAAAAUCUUGCUGCAGUCUCCAGCUGGACAAGAAAGCAAAGAGAUUCAGCAUAAAGAGCCAGAGUCAGAAACAGUUGACCAGCCAGACGUUGUUCAAAGGAGCCACACCAUAGUUUACCCAGAUAUAACUAAUUUCCUUUCAGUUGACUGCAGAACACGGUCCUAUGGAUCUAGAUAUAGCGAAAGUAACUUCAGCGUUGAUGACCAGGACCUUUCUAGGACUGAAUUUGACUCAUGUGAUCAAUACUCCAUGGCAGCAGAGAAAGACUCUGGGAGGUCAGAUGUCUCAGAUAUAGGCUCGGACAACUGUUCCCUGGCUGAUGAAGAGCAGACCCCAAGGGACUGUCCAGGUCAUAGGUCCUUGCGUACUGCUGCGCUCUCUCUGAAACUACUGAAGAAUCAGGAAGCAGACCAGCACAGUGCCCGAUUGUUCAUACAGUCCCUCGAAACCCUUCUUCCUCGGCUUAUCACGCUCCCUAGUGUAGAGGAGGUGGAUUCUGCACUCCAGAACUUCUCUUCAACCUUUUGCUCAGGUAUGAUGCAUUCACCAGGACUUGAGGGGAACCCCAGCUUCAGCUUCCAGACGCUUAUGAAUGCAGACAGCCUCUACAUGGUCUCACACUACAUUUUGCUGCUCAACCUGAAACUGUCUAACUCUGAUUACUACAGGAAGAAACCUGCCCAACAAUCUGUGCCACUGAAGGAGUUCAUGAAGCAGGUCCAGUCCAGUGGUGUGCUGAUCGUGUUUUCUCAGGCUUGGGUUGAGGAACUCUACCAUCAGGUCUUGGAAAGAAACAUGCUGGGAGAGGCUGGAUACUGGGGAAGACCUGAAGAGAACAGCCUUCCACUCAUCACCAUGCUGACUGACAUUGAUGGCUUGGGAAGCAGUGCCAUUGGAGGACAACUGAUGGCGUCUGCAUCAACACAAUCUCCUCUCACACAGAUCCGGAAGACAGAUGAUUCUGUUGUGGCAGGUGUUGCUUUUUCUCGAUACCUUCUAAUUGGUUGCUGGAAAAACUUAAUCGACACCUUAUCCACACCUUUGACUGGUCGUAUGGCAGGAAGCUCCAAAGGGUUAGCAUUCAUCCUGGGAGCUGAGGGGGCCAAGGAGCAGACCCAGAAAGAGAGAGACUCCAUUUGCAUGAGCCUGGAUGGACUGAGGAAGGCCGCACGACUGAGCUGUGCCCUGGGGGUUGCUGCUAACUGUGCAUCUGCCCUUGCCCAAAUGGCUGCUGCUUCCUGUGUCCAAGAAGACAAGGAGGAAAAAGAAACCCAAGAGCCAAGUGAUGCUAUAACUCAAGUGAAACAGAAAGUGGAGCAAAAAUUGGAGCAGAUGGGGAAAGUUCAGGGAGUCUGCCUGCACACUGCACAUGUUUUGUGCAUGGAUGCCAUCCUUAAUGUGGGACUGGAGAUGGGAAGUCACAAUCAAGACUGUUGGCCUCAUGUGUUCAGGGUGUGUGAAUACAUCAGUACUCUGGAGCACACGCAUUUCAGGGAUGCCACAUCCCAGUCCCCUUUUACUAUAACUCAAUCCCAGCAUGCCACAGGAGGGCUGCAGGCAGAUUAUCAGUCUACAGAUUCUCCCCAGGACCUGACACCUGAGCAGGAGACUACCCUCAGCAACAACCCCAUCAUUCAGCCGGUCUCCAUCCAGGAACUCAUCAAGGAGCGUAGCAAAGGCAGACCUUUUGAUUUCCGUGGUGGCAGCCUGCUGAGUGGAAGCAAUGCUGCCAAGGCUGUCCUCACCCUUUCCACACAAGCUGACAGGCUUUUUGAAGAUGCUGCUGACAAGCUAAAUCUUAUGGCACUGGGAGGCUUCCUUUACCAGCUCAAGAAAGCUUCUCAGUCCCAGCUCUUCCACUCUGUCACAGACACGGUUGAUUACUCCUUAGCCAUGCCAGGUGAAGUAAAGUCUACCCAAGACAGGAGAAGUGCACUCCACUUGUUCCGACUUGGGGACACCAUGCUUAGGAUUGUACGGAGUAAAUCCCGCCCACUGCUCCACUUCAUGCGCUGCUGGAGCAUAGUGGCACCUCAUCUGGUAGAGGCUGCCUGCCAUAAGGAGAGACACGUUUCUCGGAAGGCUGUGUCCUUUAUCCAUGACAUCCUCACUGAGGUGCUGACGGACUGGAACGAGCCCCCUCAUUUUCACUUUAAUGAAGCACUAUUCCGGCCCUUUGAGCAUAUCAUGCAGCUGGAGCUGUGUGAUGAGGACGUCCAGGACCAGGUGGUCACAUCUAUAGGGGAAUUGGUGGAGAUGUGUUCUACUCAGAUCCAGUCAGGCUGGAGGCCCUUGUUCAGUGCCCUGGAAACAGUGCAUAGUAGUAGCAAGUCAGAAGUGAAAGAUUACCUUGUUGGAGAAUAUUCUAUGGGGAAGCGUCAGGCACCUGUCUUUGAUGUCUUUGAAGCAUUUCUCAACACAGACAACAUCCAGGUCUUUGCCAAUGCCGCCACGAGUUACAUUAUGUGCCUUAUGAAGUUUGUUAAAGGACUGGAGAAUGCUGUAGUAUUUUUUCAUGAGGGGGAAGUAGACUGUAAAGAGAUUGGCGAUUGCAUGCCAGGAUCAGGAUCCAUGUCUACAGACUUGUGCCUUCCUGCUCUUGAUUACCUCAGGAGAUGUUCUCAGUUGCUAGCCAAAAUCUAUAAAAUGCCCUUGAAGCCAAUUUUCCUCAGUGGCCGGCUUGCUAACUUGCCCCGAAGGGUCCAGGAGCGAUCAGCCAGCAGCGAGGAUGGCACGGAGUGUGUCAUUUCUGACUUUGAUGAUGACACUGGCCUCAUUAAUGUCUGGAUCAUUCUGCUGGAGGAGUUAACAACUGCCAUAUCCAACUGUCCCCGUCAGCACCAGCCUCCCACCCUGGACUUACUCUUUGAGUUGCUGAGAGAUGUUACCAAAAUACCUGGCCCAGGAUUUGGUAUCUAUGCAGUUGUACAUCUUCUUCUCCCCACAAUGUCUCUCUGGCUCCAUCGUAGCCAUGGUGACCAUUCAUACUGGGACGUGGCAUCUGCUAAUUUCAAGCAUGCAAUUGGUCUUUCCUGCGAAUUAGUAGUGGAGCACAUCCAAAGCUUUAUACAUUCAGACAUUGGCUAUGAGAAUAUGAUCAACACAAUGCUAAAAGACCUUUUCAAGUUGUUGGUAGCAUGUGUAGCAGAGCCUACAGAAACAAUCUCAAGAGUUGGCUGUUCCUGUAUCAGGUACAUCCUGGUAACAGCAGGUCCUGUUUUUACUGAAGAGAUGUGGAGACUGGCCUGCUGUGCCUUGCAGGAUGCAUUUUCUGCCACUCUUGAGCCAGUGAAGAACUUGCUGGGCUAUUUCCACAGUGGAUCUGAAAGCUUUAGUGGAGAUGCCUGUGAAGUGAAGGUGGCAGCACCCUCUCUCUCACCCAGUGCUGAAGCUGAAUAUUGGAGAAUCCGAGCCAUGGCACAACAGGUUUUCAUGCUAGACACCCAAUGCUCACCAAAGACGCCCAAUAAUAAGGAGGGAUUUGAACAUGCUCAGUCUUGCGUGCUUAUUAUUGAACUGCCUCCUGACAAGAAACCAAAUGGUCAUACACAGAAAAGUAUUCCUUUCAGGACCAUAGUGGUGAGUCUGUUGUCCCAUCAAGUACUCCUGCAAAAUUUGUACGAUAUCUUGUUGGAAGAAUUUGUGAAAGGGCCCUCUCACAUGGAGGAGAAGACAAUACAAGUACCAGAAAAUAAACUGGCUGGCUUUCUUAGGUACAUUUCUAUGCAGAAUUUGGCUGCCAUCUUUGACUUACUGUUGGAUUCCUAUCGAACAGCCAGAGAGUUUGACACCAGGCCUGGCUUGAAGUGCUUGCUGAAAAAAGUGUCUGGCAUAAGUGGGGCAGCCAACUUGUACCGCCAGUCAGCAAUGAGUUUCAACAUUUAUUUCCAUGCUUUGGUGUGUGCUAUUCUGACAAACCAAGAGAACAUCACCGCUGACCAAGUGAAGAAGAUCCUUUUUGAGGAUGACGAAAGAAGCACAGAUUCCUCCCAGCAGUGCUCAUCAGAGGAUGAAGACAUUUUUGAAGAAACUGCUCAAGUCAGCCCACCACGAGGGAAAGAGAAAAGGCAGUGGAGAGCUCGAAUUCCAUCUUUGAGUGUUCAGCCAGUCAGCAAUGCAGACUGGGGUUGGUUAAUCAAAAGGCUUCACAAACUAUGCAUGGAAUUGUGCAACAACUAUAUCCAAAUGCACCUGGACUUGGAGAAUACUGUGGAGGAGCCUCCAGUUUUCAAAGGUGACCCUUUUUUCAUCCUACCAUCCUUUCAAUCAGAAACCUCCACCCCAUCAACUGGAGGGCUGUCUGGGAAGGACACACCCUCAGAAGAUGACAGAAGUCAAAUUAGAGACCAUCUCGCAGACAGUCUGACUCCCAAGGGAGGGAGUGGAGAAAUGCUGCUGCUGCCAUCCCCCUUGAGCCCUAAGAUGGAAAAAAAGGAUCAAGCCAGGAAAAAAGAAUGGUGGGAGAGUGCUGGCAACAAAAUCUACACCAUCGCUGCUGACAAGACUAUCUCCAAACUCAUGACGGAGUAUAAGAAAAGAAAGCAGCAACAUAACCUGACCACUUUCGUCAAAGAUGUCAAGGUGGAAAAGAAAGGGGAGCUGCUGGGCUCAAGAGGGCAAGAUUCACCUCUUCCCCAGCGACCACAACAUCUUGUAGACCAGGGCCAAAUGAGGCAUUCCUUCAGUGCUGGCCCAGAGAUCCUGAGGCAGGAGAAGAGACCACGUUCGGGGUCUACUGUUAGCUCCCUGAAUAUAUCUGUUCGAGAUGCUGAGGCACAAAUACAGGCCUGGACUAAUAUGGUGCUGACUGUUCUCAACCAGAUCCAGGCCCUGCCAGACCAAACAUUCACAGCCCUCCAACCAGCAGUAUUCCCCUGCAUCAGUCAGCUGACAUGCCAUGUGACCGACAUCCGCAUCCGUCAGGCUGUGAGAGAAUGGCUGGGAAGAGUCGGUCGGGUCUAUGAUAUCAUUGUCUAAAAGAUAUACAUACUCCUUUAGCAAGGGAGAAGGAAUCAAAAGGUACACAGAAAAAAUGCAGUUACUGAAGGUUAUAUUUGAAAUGUGUAACCAGUAAGGAGCUAUACAUUCACCUGCCUAUCUGUUGAUUAAAUUCUGAAACGGUGAGCUCCUCAGCAUAUUCCCUGCCCAUUUCAGAUUGUAUGUCUCACACCAGCAAAGGAAAUGAUGUCAAGGGGUUAAGCUGACAACUGCUAGUAAAUCAGGCUGGUACAUAAAGGCUCAGUAAAUUUCACAGUGGGCAUUUUCAAUCUUGAAACUGCACAUUAUUUGUGAAUCUGCUUUGCAGUGCAGAGAGAGUCCAAAUCAUUUUGAAUAAGGUUGGGAUGAAAGUGAUCAUGUUCAUAACAAAAAUUCUCAUGGAAGACGAUUAUAAAUCCCAAAAUUUAGUGCAGGCACAAAAUUCUCAGUAUGGCAUUAACUGAUUUCCAUUUCUGAACGUGUGAUAGUAAGGGCUCCUCUGAUUACAAGUCUUGAUACUGCACCUGCAGUUAUCUGUGGUCACAACUGUCACUUGAGCACAGUCAGUCCUGUGCCUGCGCUUGAAAAACCAGUUAUGCAGACAGCUGUGUUGCCUAAGUCACAGAUGCAGAUCAUAGAAGAAUAGAAAGGAAAACAUUGAGGAAUAAAGUUAGUCAUCUUUGGCUGUUUGCUUAGGGUAAUCUUUUGGGGUUUUUUCCCCCUUUUGAAGCUCACACACACCGGAGUAGAAAAUCUAACUAAAGAUCAUUACAUAUAAAAACACGUUUGAUCCUACUGCUAAGUAAAACCUGAAAAGUUGUAGUAUCUGUUAAGGUCUGCAAUCUGGAGUGCAACGUAGCUGCUUUGCUCAAUAACAUCAGAAAAUCUUAGCUAUAGAAUGGAUAAACUCAAACCCCAACCCAGGAGGUCUGUCCCUAUAUUAUAGAAGCCUUGAAAGACCUAAAGUUGAUAUCACGGAACCUAUGCUGCCCGCUUUUUGUUGCCAACAUAUAGAACAUGGUUUCAAAGGUAGCAUUGUGGUCCUAAUCCCUAGCUGACAUAUCAACAGCUUAUAUACACAACAGAACCCUCUCCUCUCUACCACACAACAGAUUGCUCUUGCAAUCCUUCCAUGUCCAUCUGCUAAGGGAAAUAAGUUGUUCUUCCUGUGAAGCUAGUGGGAAAUAUACACCCGUGAGGCACAGUGCAGACUGAAAGAAGGGUUGUGACAGCACCAAGUACUUAACCAAGUAUACUCUAUACAUCAAAGAGCCCUCCAAAUUGCAUUAGUGUUUAUGUUUGUACUUAAGACAGACACGGGAAUAUAACUAUUAUGGCUGUUGACAGACAUGAAGCGGGGGGGGAAACGCUUUAUCGGAAGAGGCAGCUCAUUAGUUCGACCCAUAUCUGCAGCAUCAGUAUAGAUUGGGCACUUCAGCGGGGUUUUUGGGCACUUUUAUGUAAUAGCUAAUUCAAUUAGCUAUUAGAUAAAAGCACCAAAAAGGCCCCACUAAAGUGCCCGAUCUAUACAGACAGUGGGUGAGCCAGGUCCAACUAACGCACUGCCUCUUCUGAGCAGGUGCUGGGCUCAGCAUGGGGGUACACCAAGCUCAAAGUAAAGCACCAUUUGUUUGUGUUUUUUCUACAUCUGUAAGCAGCCUGUGUGGCUGCUGGAGCCCUGGGGACUGCCAGCAUUCACUACUGAAUUCAUCCCAUUACCAAUUCUCCAUGAUUAGCAGAGUCAAAGUGGAUAAGAUGUGGCAGUGGUACUCCUCAGUUGGCCAGUGAUCUCUUGUCUUGGACAGAGUCCACUUUUAGUUUUCUCAGCCCCUGCCUGUUUGUGCAAUGUCUACAAAUGGUGUGUGCGUGGAUGUUAGUGUAACACAAAAAGAAAAUCUUCCUUAUAAAAAGUGAAACUUGGCCAACAACCAGACCCCGAUUCUACAAGGAACAACAUGAGGGCAAAACACUAUUUCAGUUUAAGAGAUUUCAGGCAGCUGCAGAGUCCUUUGCAGAACUAGGACCUAAGCUUCUGGUAGUCAAGUAGUUUGGAUUACUCCAGGAAGUCCUGGGGAAGUGGGAGGGGCUGCAGAUUAAAACAGCCAAUUUCCUCCCAGUAGUUUUGAACGUAUAGCUGAUACAUGUGCAUAGUAAUGCAUAGAGAAAUGUCCUCUGGAUACAUGAAAUGCGCUGCAUCCCUCCUGACAGGGGGCAUCAUUUUGUUGCUCCAGGAUCAUACUUCUGUGUGGUGUACUUCUGUAUACCUUGUGAUGUACUUAAUCUUUUAGCAACUGUACACAAAAAUGAAAUGUACAUUUCCAUCUUAAGCCCCAAGUUUUCCCAAGAGUUUGUACCCGUUUCCAUCAGGUACAACUUUGGCUCUCUCAUUGAAUUGCAUAAAAGUACAAGUUGUCCCCUUUCUGAAAGCAUAUCUGUCCUCUCCAAGCAAGUUAACUGGAUCUAGCCAAUGUACAUGCUAAACCCUACAUCUGAAAAUUUACCUGAGACUAUAAUUGGUCAAGUAUGGUUUGUGAUAUUCACCUUUGUAUCCAGUCUAGCUCAUUUGUUUGGUUUUUUUUCCCCUUAAACUACAAACAUCUUUGGAAAUUAAAGCCAAAAGUGUUUGAUGGAAGAAUGUCAGAAUUCAGCUUCAAAUCAACAGAAGAACUUGGAGUCACUUCCAAGACUAGCUUUUAGUUCAAUAGAGAGUCCUUCUUGAGACUCUUACCUGCAAAACGUUCUCCACAAUCAUUUAUGGGUCAGAACUGGCUGCAAUACAUGGGGACGGCAUCAGCAUUCAUAUGGAUGAAGUCUGACUGCCAGAUUCUUUCCUGUGAACUGGCUCCUUUUCACUGUUCAGACUGUUAUAUGGCCAGAGCUGAGCAUUCUGCGAUACAGUGAAAAGACCUCAGCUGGCAUUAAACCAGCAAUGCUGACAUUUUACCCCAAACAUUAUUAUUCCCUCUGUGGGACUAAGGCACUUGGCUGUCUGUUGGUUUGUGUUCCCUAGAAUCCUUUACAGCUACACUGGCCAGAUAGAUGCAAAAAACUGGGGAGCUGUAACCAGCUGCCCUCAUAGCCACCCUAUCAUCCCCCAGAGCUGUUUUCUGUCUGAUAAUUGUUGAGCUGUCAACCACAACAAAAUAGUCCUCUAUCAAAUCUGAACAAAAAUCUUGAAAAUUUCCCUAAACAUGAAUCGCUACACAUCAGUAACUUCAAAUGCUUCAUUUCUUUUUCAACUUGAUAGCUAUUUUUUUUUUUUUACAAGAAAUUCAGUUAAUUACUGAAAUUAAAAAGCAUUUUGACCGAACAAAUUUGUCAAUGGUUUCACAGGGUUUUUUUCCUCUUGAAACCAGGAGAUUCAUUGAUACCUUCUCCUGCCAACAAGACACAUUGGUUAUUUAUUUUUAUUUAAAGCUUCUUUAAAAGAAACUCCUAACCAGUUCUAAUUUUCUACUUGGUACAUACAGCCUUUGGGUAGCUUGGCCUUUGUUGUAGCAUUAUCUUCAGUGUGGUUCACUCAUAUUUAAGUAACCAUAUAAGGCUAUUUAUUGAGCGUGUAUGCUGUUAUCACUGUCUUUACUACUGAAUAUAGUAAGAGUAGUCUGUAGCCCACUGUUGUUAUGUGUAGACUACCACAGUCUAUUCCUAUUUUCUUAUGAAAUGUACAUUGGCCAGAUUUCAGUCUUUGUGACACUGUUGAAUUGGGAGUUACUGAACUAAUCUAAAACUGAAGUGAUUUUCAGGGGUGCUGUUUGUAUAAAGCUGGAUGCAGAAUCAGAUCUUGUAUGCUGGGAAAUAUUAGAUUGAUAAUUUGUGAGAGCAUAAUGUGUAAGAUGUGUGUUAGUAGCUGACACUGGCUAGAUGUGACCCAACUUCCUCAUCCACCCUCACUCACAGCUACAUGUUGCAAAUGCUACUCCUGCACCUUUUAGGAGCAAUUGCCCAGGUCAUGGAUAACCAACCAUCUAUUUUAAGCUGCUUUUUGUUUAUGCAACCACAUUUAAGUGCCCACUAUUACCAUCAGUGCCUCUACUCCCCAGCUCCCCGUGGGACAUAGUCAUAGGAAAUAAGCAAAGUUGUGUUAAGAGUAUUACUGGUAUAUUUUAAAUUAAUAAAUCAGGAAAUGGUCAUCAUGCAAAGAAUUGUUAAAUAGAAAAAGCACUUUGUAGUCCAUGGGGAUAUUUAAUGACAGGACAUUAACAGGACACUAGGCUGCCAGAAUGCUCUGCGUUUUUUGUUGGGUUCUUUUUGCUUUGUAAAGUUUAUAAAAUAACAAGGAAGAAGAAAAGAACACUGCUGAUAAUUUAAGUCUAUUAACUGUGUAGAAAAAAAACGAGGAAAAAAUAAUGCAGCAGGCCCACUACUACUGAUCUGGUAACAUAAGAAGCUGUUUCUGCUCACUAAAAGCAUGCCUUGACAGUAGCUCCUGCUAAGACUACCUCCCCUGCCAGUGAUGAGCGCUCUCCCAGGUUUGCUCCAAGUUCACUGCCAUGGGGGCAUGCUGGGGCCUAUCUGAUUGCACUACACUAUAGCUGUUUUCUGCUUUUUGUGUCCUGAAAAGGAAGAGAUACUGAGAGCAGUAUUUGAAGUGAAGUGAUUUACAUUAGAAAGUAAAUAAGCCAUUGCACAGCCUAAGAUGGUGAGUGUGGCUUUAGAGGCAUCUUUCACACCAUCCCUACCACUAUCCCUUCCCCAAAGCCAGGCAGGAGUUAACUGAGAUUUAGGCCUUGUGCUCCUUUCUUCCCUAAUUCCAGGUCUCUGAGAUAUCAUAGUUUGAGGAGUUUGCCUUUUCUCAGUGCAGGGAGUGUCUGUGAUGAUUAUUUAGUUGUACUACAUAACACCCCCUGGUCCUGGAUCAGGACUCCAUCUGUGUUAAAUAUAUUGUCCCGAUAAAAAGCCCUCUAAUUACCAAAGUUAAAUGCAAAUAAUAUUAAUUUUAAAAUAAUACUUCAGCUGAUUGUUUGUUUGUUUAUUUGUUUGUUUGUUUGUUUACUUUGGGUUGUUGCACAUGUAUCACAUUAUAAUAAAUCAAAGGAUUAGAGAAACAGUUCAAGGUAAUUGUGCAUCUUUUGCCAGAUCUUUCUGUUAGAGCAGUUUCAUUAUUUCCCCUCUUGUCUUCUGUGGCUGUUUCACAAAUUAGCAGGGGAGGUAGCAAAGCAUUUUUUAAAUGUGAAAAUGUGACUGUAAAUCUUCAAAAACUAGCCACUGGGAUGCAGGGCCAGUGAAGUACUAGAAACUCCUCUUGGUUAAUUUGACUAGGUUUCAGUUGAGAAAAGUUACAGAAAAGUCAUGUGGAAAAUGCCUUAAGGCCCUUCAGUAUUAAUCCGGUUAGAAUACUAAAACAAGAUGCUGGUGGGUGUGGUACCACCUCCUUUGAUGGAGCAGAUUACUGGAUUUCCAAACAAGAAAUAUUCCUUUACACGCACAAGAGAGCACUCCCUUACAUAAAUCAUUAAAGCCCUUGCUGCAAGCCCUGGUAGUGUAACAUGAGGUCAGGGCAGCAUAUUGCAGUUCCAGCAUUAAUUGGAGAAAUCAUUAGAGCCUUGAAAAAUCAGUCUGGCUUACAAUGCAUUACCAAGAGCCUGAGUUUGCUUACAGGUCCUCGUUGCUCUGGGUUAAGAACUGGAUUCUUCAUCUCACUUGCUUCUGUGUUCCUUGUUUCCAUUGUUUUGUGUGCAUGUGUGUCAGAUUUUGGGGAGUUUGGGGUUUUUGUUUUGUUUCAUUUUUCUUAAAGAACUGAAGACAAUAAAUGUACAAGUUCUGUCAACUUUUGAACUCUUUGUAAAUA
Alligator mississippiensis (American alligator) is the source of this 12445-nucleotide messenger RNA. It is a transcript of the gene ARFGEF3, whose product is annotated as ARFGEF family member 3. The transcript is spliced from 35 exons. Bases 88 to 6654 code for a protein of 2188 amino acids. NCBI's taxonomy places the organism in Eukaryota, Metazoa, Chordata, Crocodylia, Alligatoridae. Gene Ontology annotation, molecular function: guanyl-nucleotide exchange factor activity. Gene Ontology annotation, biological process: regulation of ARF protein signal transduction. The record is from RefSeq and is a predicted model, not a curated record.